Molecule: messenger RNA, 2507 nt
Organism: Aspergillus pseudotamarii
Lineage: Eukaryota; Fungi; Ascomycota; Eurotiomycetes; Eurotiales; Aspergillaceae
Exons: 2
Coding region: 223-2460 (745 amino acids)
Source: RefSeq, a predicted model, not a curated record
CUAUUCUAUCUUUUUUAUUCUUGGACGUAGAGUUUUAUCUCUUAGAUUCACUUUGGACGAAUGUCGGUGUUUAUACUAUCCUACCAAUAUCUCACAUAUAACCUAGAGCAUAUUGUGGGAAAGACUUACUUGAUAUACUAAAACUUCUCAACCGGCUCUAAAUACGUCCCGACUACCUUGUUAUCAUAUUCGUUUGUGGGAGCCCCGGGAAAACAUAUAACAAUGGAUGAUUCUUCCCAACUGUCAGCGGGCUCAAGAAUAUAUGAUAUGCAUCCUUUCACACCAGGCAGAAAUGUCGAUGAUCCUUGUUCAAGAUUACUUCUCCUUAGCAAUGCAGACACGCUGCUGUAUAUUGAUCCUCCCCCGCAGAGAUCAUGCGUCUCAUCCUUGCCACGCUCAUCUGAGUCAAUUCCCCACCGUAUUCAUAGCCCAAAACUUCUGGAGACUGGCUCUAAUUAUUUCAAGGACCUCUUCCAGCCAAGGGCUCAAGCUCGGGCCAUCAGUCGCCGUGGACUCAAAGGCAAGCUCACUCAUGGGAUUCAGUACGUCAUUGAUCUCACACCCCCUUCGGUGGAGGACGAUGCCGUUAUAUUUCUCACAGAGCUGUCGUGCCCUCUGGGGAUCAGGAACUGGGCAAGAGCUCCUACAGUUUGGUGGGAUUUACCCGCUGCCCGUGUGGGUGGUGUGGAUGAUGUCGAAUUGCCAGAAAGUAAGUUUGCGAGUACAUCCGCCUCAAGCGUCGCCAGUUACAAUGCUUCUGGAAGCAAGCCAGGUCUUCCUGUGGAAUACUCGGCGGGUCGACACCGUAGGGGAAUUGAGCAUAUCAUAUAUGCUUUGGAAGGGUUUCCACCUAAGCUCGACACUCCCUGCAAGUUCUGGACCUUCUUCGCACUUGCUAGACUAUUCGGAGUAGCCACGGUGCCAAAAAUCAGCGAUCUCAUAUUAUCCUGGCUUUAUGACUCAGAAAAUGCUCUUCUCAUAGAGUACCACCCCGAGAUUACAUACAAAAUUGCCUGUGGGGUACAGCGUGACUAUCUUUGCCGUGACUCAUUUUCGGUCCUUGUCGGGGAGGAGGCACUGCUUUUGUUAGCGAACUCAGAUAAACCACCUUUGCCAGGUAGACCGCAAUGGACCUUUCAUGGUCGUCUCCGGGAGCCGUUGUUGGACGAUGACGAGCUCCAACGCAUUGAAUAUGCAAGCAAGAGCUUUCUAGAGUAUGUUAUUAAUCGAUUCAUCGAUCUAGCAGGCUCUGAAAUGAGGUGGCUUUUUGAAUUGCCAAGCUUUCUGCGCCUAUCUGAGUUCACCCCAGAGACUUAUUGGGAGGAAAUUCUCAAGACCGAACUCGUGCUGACCUGCAAGGAGUAUGUCCGAGCACGUAUCGUGCAGUGGCUGGAGAGAGGAAACGGCAUUUGGCUACCAGCAGUGCUCGGGAGCAUGGGUAAGGAUCGUUCGACACACUAUAAAUACGCCUAUAGCUCAAUGCGCUACCCAGAGCGCGUACUCAGCAGGACAUUCUGGAAGAACCUCAUGAACGAACCAUUUACUGGAAGUCACUUUCCCGGUAUCAAUGAAUCGUUUUGGGAUUCUACCAUUGCCAGUUUGGGAGAUUGGGUACCAGCUUUCAGGGACCAUGCCGACGCGAAAAUCAGGCCGGUGACAAGAAGUGAACUAUGUGAGAUGGUGGACAAAUUCAACUCUCGUAUGAACCACCGGAACCCCUUUUACCAAGUACAAGCAGCGUGCCACUGGGAUAUGGUGGACGACUAUGACCCAGCGACCUGGUUACGUGGAUUACAAUCAAAUAGUCAAGACCUAUACCUAUUCAAACUGGACAUGUUCGUUUCAGAUGUACGGCUAUAUGUGAGUACCUACGCAAGUGAUAUGUUUGAGCUGGGCAGAGGCUCGAUCGAGAGAACCGACACUGUUACCUGUCUGACAGAAAAUGAACUCAAAUAUCUACCGCUAUGGGCAGGGGGGAACGAUGAUGGAACGGGAGGGGUCUUCAUGGACCAAGAUAUCCCCAUCUUAGAAACAGGGGGUUUCUCUACACCAGGUCCAGGCGUUCACUUAGGUAGUGCAGCGUCAACAGCCGAUUCAGUCUCGAUCAUCAGCACUGGAGAUAUAGAGAGUACUGUCCAAGGCGCGUCCCACAAGACCACUGACGGUUAUGAAGCAGACAUCAUGUCUAUACAAUCAAUGACUGUUAGUUCUCAGAUAGACAAGGGUGGAGAGAGCAGUCACCAAGAGCCAGCAUCACUUGACGGCUACGAGGCAGUUGACGACUGUUCCUUCUUGUUGAAUUCAUCAGCCUAUGGUAACGACGACUUUUUGUUUGACUGUGAGAGUGAUGGCAGUGAGACUGUCGUUAUGGACACAUUGAGCCAGUCUGACCCCUUAAGUGAUUUUGAGGAAAUGGAUUUGAACGAGGCUUGUUCCAGUCCUCCGCCUGCGAAAGGAUAAUACAACUUACGAAUAAACUCGGUGUCAAUGUAUAGAAUUAUUCCAUG